AUGGUAUAUGCUUUUAUAAUCCAUUCAAUUGACAAUACAAAUUUUCAACAACAACAACCACAACAACAACAGCCACAACAACAACCAAUUGUUUAUUUAUCACAAUUUUAUACAUCAGAAGGGAAUAAUAAAGAUUUUAUAAAGAGACAAAAUUCAAUUAUUGAAAAAGUUAUUAAAGAUUAUUCAUUCAAAUUUCAAUGUGAAAAUACCAAACCAGAUGAAAAACAAUUUCCUGAUUGGGCAUUCUCUUAUUCUCAAAGAAACAAUGUAAAUUUCACUGAUAUUAGAGGUGAAAAUAGUUCAAAAGAAGGUAUUUUUAGAAUUAUACCAAAUAAACAAAUAAAUAAUUAUUUAAAAAAUGAUGAUAAUUUAAAUGAUCCUUCAAUUUAUGUAACAACUUCAAAAUAUUGUAUAUGGAAAAAAAUAUUAGGAGUAUGUUUUACAAUCGUAUGUGAAGAUGAUGAAAAUAGAUUAUUAGCUUCAAACUUUUUAACAUUAUUCAGUAAUGCAAUUGUUGAUAUUUUUAAAACUACAAUAACUAAAACUAUAAAUCCAAUGGAUAUUUUACCAAGAUCAGAUGAAAUACUAUUACUAUUAAAUAGUUAUUUACCAAAUGGACAAUUAUUAUUCAUUUCAAAUCAAUUUUCAAAACAAAUUAAAACUAAUUUUCAACAAUUAUCUCAAUCUUAA
Messenger RNA from Dictyostelium discoideum AX4, 690 nucleotides. RefSeq lists its product as hypothetical. Gene Ontology annotation, biological process: double-strand break repair via homologous recombination; endosomal transport. Lineage: Eukaryota; Evosea; Eumycetozoa; Dictyosteliales; Dictyosteliaceae. The transcript is spliced from 2 exons. Bases 1 to 690 code for a protein of 229 amino acids. The record is from RefSeq and is a predicted model, not a curated record. Gene Ontology annotation, cellular component: AP-type membrane coat adaptor complex.